UCUUUACAAUAAGACAAUUUACGUUUUAUUUUAUUCUUAAUGGCUUUUUUCACGACCAAAUGUGUGCUGCUGUGGAGUAAAUUUGGGGUGUAAGACUCUUAAAUCAAUCUAGGAAUAAUUUAAUCUUCAACAGCAUCGUGCGACUUAUUGGACACGCCCAUUGCUUCCUAAUUCCCCUGGACUAGGAUAUUAAUGCACUAUUAUUGUUUCAUGUUUGCUGUGACUACACGCCCUCAAACACACACACUGUAUUUAUGCAUCAUCUGGGGUCCCUUUUGCCUCCUGCACAUUGCACAGGACUAAUAAAGAAACGUAAUAUUAGAUUGCAUAUUUUCAUAUUUUAUUGCACAAACCUAUCCAACUUAUCAUGAUUAUGCAUUUGAGGUGAAAUUCUAUUGGCAUAACUCCUAGUCUUUUCACUGUGUAAUAUAUAUAUAUUGCAUGCUUAUGGUUGUAGAUGUAAAUAUCUAUGAAUGCUCUGCAGCUACAUGUUCCUGGAAUGAUCUAUCUGGCAGAAAAGGAUUUGAAAAGCAGAGGGAGAAACAUGCAUGACCAAUCAAACCACAGACAGACUCUGAGCGUCAUGAGAUCACAUUACUGUCUGUUCACGCUUCCUGCCAUGCUGGAUCUCUCCCUCCCUCUCCAUCUCUUUUUAUCUCUUCUUUUCUGUUUCAAACUUUUUUGACUUGAUUGGUUUGCAAAAAUGGCAACAUCACUGACAGAAAUGGCAAUUUAAUCAAAAGCAGUAUACAAUAUAGAAAACAUAUACUAUAAUAACAUGCAGUGUGCAGCUCAUAUAUAGAUUACACUGCAAUAAUGAUACUUCAUAACUGCCCUCCUCUUUUGCACUCAACGCAGAAGUGUCAGUUACAUCCCAAAGCGCUGAAGCCAGUCACAGGUUUAUGGUUUAGAGAGACCCCGAGGACAGAUUCUCUCAUUUGUACACAUGCUGAACAUUCAAGGGAAGUUGAGUCUGCAUAUUGUGAUGCACUAUUCAUUUAAAAACGAUGCUAUAUGGUUACGCUUUUAUUACAGUGCUUACGUUUUAUCACUGGCCAGUGCAUAAGCAAAUUUACACUCUCAAAUUAGUUGUUAUUGUAGAAGCAACGCAGAAAUAAAGGAUGAUUUUCAGAGCAUCUGGGGGUUGCGCACUGGUUAAGAUUAAACUUUAAUGAGAAUGAAGUCACAGUGGGAGUUUGAUUAAUUUUCCAUUGUGCACUGUAGGGCAUUGUUUCUCUUACUGGGGCUUUUUUAGGCCAUACAUUAUACGAGAGGCCUGCCAGUGUUCACUGCUAUAAGAUGUCACUGCACCCUAAACAUGUUCAGCAAGUUCACCAUGGUUGACUAGGUCAUCUAGAUGUUUUCAUAUUUCCUAUUACCUUUUUAUAUUUUAGUGGUGUGCUUUAAUUGUUGGCAGUGUGUUAAUUUCUGCAGUAAAACCCCUUUCUGAUAGAUUGCAUCUUUAAAUGUACCCCUUUAAAGGGACAGUUCACCCAAAAAUGACAAUUCUCUCAUCAUUUACUCCCAGAUGUGCAUGACUUUAUUUCUUCUGCUUCAAAUGAAGAUUUUUAGAAGAUUAUCUGAGCUAUGUAGGUCAACAGCAUGCAAGGGAAUGGGGUCCAAAACUUUUAACUUAAAAAAGCACAUAAAUCCAGCAUAAAAGUAGUCCAUAUGACUCCAGCGGUUUAGUCCAUGUCUUCUGAAGCAUGCGCAAUUUUGGGUGAGAACAGAUUUACAGUGAAAACAAACAUUUACAUUUUGGUCUGACCUUACCCAGAGCCUCUUACCUUAGAUCGCUUCAGAAAACAUAGCCGCAUCACUGAGUCUUAUGGAUUAAUUUAUGCUGCCUUUAUGUGCUUUUUGGAGCUUAAAAGUCUUGGUCACCAUUAACUUGCAUUGUAUGGACCAACAGAGCUAAAAAUCUUCAUUUGUGUUCUGCAGAAGAAAGAAAGUACCACAUCUGGGAUAGCAUGAGGGGAACAUUUUCAUUUUUGGUGAACUAUUCCUUUAAAGCUCUGCCACUACAUCCAUACACAUGCCGACCGUAUUAGAAUAAAAUCUUGUUCUCAGUAGUGUAUACUGCUUUAGACUUAUAUCUGCCUAUAAUCUGACACCGUUUGUUUUUAUACUAAACGGCCGGUGUAUGGAUUCAUAUGUGCUCAUCUCGCGUGCCGUUAUUUCUGACAUCAUGUCAGAUGAUUCGAUUAAAACUGCAUAUAGAGUUGCAGCACAGGAAGGGUUUAACUACAUAUUAUUCAUGUGUAUUUUUAUAUUCUAAAAUAAGCUCUAGUUUCCAGGAAAGUGUGCAGCAUUUGUUUUUUGAUUUGUUUGCUUGUACAAUUAGACAAACCCUUCACACAAGUGUGUUUGUUAGUGGAUAUCAAACCUUUGUUAAGGGUUGUUAUGAAUCAUGACACAGUAACUUAUGUUGCGAUACUACACCAGAUAAACUUUAACAGAAUAAUACCUCAGUCCUAAAGUCUUGUUUAUUCAGAUAAUAAUAGCUCCUCUCUGCUGAUGUAAUCUGAUAUUACUAUAUAAGAUGUGCUGAUCAUACUGAGAACUCUGCAUUGUUUGGAGGAUGAUUUUCAACAGAGAGUUGUUAAAGUUACUGAUUGUAUAAAGACUUCCUGUUUCUCUAAUUCAGAUUCUUUAAGUUGCAGAGAGGGGACAGGAGUCGGAAACUGUGAAAAUACUCUCUAGGUGUCCCUAUUAUAGCUGACUGAUGACCAUGGAGUCGGGGGCCCAGCAGGGUGUAGAUACUGCUGAGACUGAGAGCCAACACAUCACCCAGGCCCAGCUUGCCACUCUUGCACAGGUGACAAUGGCUGCAGGACACUGUAGCACCUCGGGACCCACAGUUACACUGGUGCAGCUCCCCAAUGGUCAGACGGUGCAGGUGCAUGGAGUGAUCCAAGCUGCUCAGCCUUCAGUCAUUCAGUCUCCACAGGUGCAAACUGUGCAGAUUUCCACUGUAGCGGAGAGUGAAGAUUCGCAGGAGUCGGUGGACAGUGUGACUGACUCUCAGAAACGGAGAGAGAUCCUUUCCAGACGCCCCUCGUAUAGGAAAAUCCUGAACGACCUGUCAUCAGACGCUCCGGGAGUUCCGAGAAUCGAAGAGGAGAAAUCCGAGGAGGACGCUGCACCUGCCAUCACUACAGUGACUGUCCCAACCCCAAUAUAUCAGACCAGCAGUGGCCAGUACAUUGCUAUUACGCAAGGUGGAGCCAUUCAGCUGGCGAAUAACGGCACAGAUGGAGUGCAGGGAUUGCAGACUCUAACUAUGACCAAUGCAGCAGCUGCACAGCCAGGCACCACCAUCCUGCAGUACGCCCAGACCAGUGAUGGUCAACAGAUACUGGUGCCCAGCAAUCAAGUGGUAGUCCAAGCUGCUUCUGGAGAUGUUCAGACCUAUCAAAUCCGCACUGCACCUACCAGCACUAUUGCCCCAGGUGUGGUCAUGGCCUCCUCCCCUGCCCUGCCAAGCCAAGGAGGUACUGAAGAGGUCACACGCAAGAGGGAGGUCCGUCUCAUGAAGAACAGAGAAGCUGCACGUGAGUGCCGUCGAAAGAAGAAGGAAUAUGUCAAGUGUCUGGAGAACCGUGUGGCUGUUUUGGAGAACCAGAACAAAACACUAAUCGAGGAACUCAAAGCUCUCAAAGACCUUUACUGUCACAAAUCAGAGUGAUGCCUGUUCCUCAUACAGAGACUGAAGGGCCAGACACAGACGCAUGUUUUCUAAAUGUUUUAAUAUUUGUAAUUGCUGCAGACUGCCUGUAUGAACACACAAAUACAGGAGGGAACUGAACAGAAGACCCCCCUGGCCAUUGGAUCAUGUCAUUAAUGACAAAAUAAUGCUGAAAUCUUUGCUGUGGACUUGAAAAAGUACGUCUGUUCCAUCUUUACUUCUGAACUCAAACCAAGACUCGGAGAAGUUUCUGGGAAACGUUUUACUUUUAUUCUUCCGGUGUGCUGGUAUAUAAGCAGUCAACAUCUUUUAAAAGAGAUUUAAAAAAAUGAAAAAGAGGACGAUUUAACUGACAUCUCUUUAGUAUGGUAGACAUCAGGAGUCGGCAUCAUCCCCUUCAAAAGGUUGAACGUGUCGGACUGUUACUUUUAUUUGGUGUAUAGUGCUCUUGUGUUUUAAGUUCAUGUUUUUAUCUUUAAAUAUCAACCAUCUUUCGAAACGAUAUAAAUAUAUGUUUAUAGAAUAUAUGUCAUUUAUUAACUGAUAUAGGUGUGUUUUAUUACAUGAUCAUGAUUAAAGCCCAUGUAUAUGUCGGUUUUGACCAAUUUUGCUCAUCUUGGAUGGCAAACUAAAACUUUUGCAGCUAAUUUAACUGCUAAGGACCCUGCCAUUGCCGUAGCAACAGUUGCACAGUGUUAAAGGGUUAUUAUGUUUUUGGCAUUUGGUCACUGACACACACAAAUGCACAGUUACAAAAUCAGGAAUUUCACACACAGACGUGAAUUUGUUUCGUAUAACAUUUAUGAGGCCGAGACGUUUCUUCAUAUUUGUUCAAUACAUUCGGCAGGUCAGUUUUGUGUUAUGAUUUGUGUAUCACAGAACUGCAUUCUAUCUCUGGCAUUAUUAUGCCAAAGCAUGUUUUAUAAGCAUUACAUGAUUUGAUUUUUUUGUUUUUUAUCGUAAUAUGGUACAUUUUUCCAUUGCAUCAAUACAAACUUGGAGUCAGUGUCUUUGUAUUUGAUAACGUGAUCACAGAUGUAAAGAAUACAUGUCAUCUUUCUAUUAUGGCAUAAGCAUUUGGCAGCUAUUUCAUAAAAAAGAUAUAUACAAAUCAUUUCUCUUCGUUUCUGUUUUUCCUUUAGCUGUUUGUCUGCGUUUUGUUUGUCAACUUGUUUUUCAAAAAACUAUUGAACAGUUGGUAACUUAAGUUAUGGAUCGUGUUAAUUUUACAAGAUGCCUCAGUUUGCCCGAAAUAUUUCAGUCCUGGACAAAAUAAUAGUUUAAAAAAAGAGAAAAUAAAAAUCAGACUGUACUUCUUAAAUUCAGUAAUUAUUGUCUUUGAAUUUGGUGGAGGAAAUUUAAAAGGUAAUGAUGUUUAACAGCAAAUUAACAUUUGAUUGGAGUGUGAUAUUUUACAGAAAGUCUAGGAAACAAGCAGAUUAUGUAUUAAAAAUGCCUGGUAACAGUUCAAAGACAUUGCUUUGUAAUGAGAUGUACAUAGUGGCAUCUGUUGGUGAGAGCAUCAUAUCCCUCCCCGCAUACAUUAUUAGGUUUCAUACCGUCUACCUGACGUGUCAUUUAUGUGUUAAAUCAAGCGUGACAAAUUAGAGAAUCUCUCCACAGCACAUUCACCAUCUGCUCUUUUGCUGUGCACAAGCUCACACUGCACUGAACCUGAGUUCACAAAACCAAUUACUUUCUGACACCAGAUCUCCUAAAUCUGAACUGGCUCAUCUAAGAACACACUGUUUGUAAAUGCACUGGACUCAACUUUUAGAGAAAUGCAAAUUCUGCCUGUUUUCAUUAAUAGUACAAAUGUUCUCUAUAUAUUGAUGGACUGUUUUUUCAGUAUUUCUCUUGUUUGUAUUGAGGGUUACCUAUUGCCAUGCUGGCUAAAGAAACCUCUGAAUAUGCGUGUUGCCUUCCUGCAUAUGCAAGGCCAAUCAAUCAAAAGCAAUGUUGUGUGGAUGAACACAUCGUGCACUUUUUGUAUGAUCACUUUCUCCUUUUGGACACUAUUUACAGUCAUGUAGGGUUUUAUAGUGUUUCAACGGUCUAUACAUGUAUUGUAAAUACUCUGUUACAUUACUUACAUUUGUAAAAGCUUAACACUAUAUAACUGUUACAUUAUGUUACCCCACACACACAC
Molecule: messenger RNA, 5837 nt
Organism: Xyrauchen texanus (razorback sucker)
Lineage: Eukaryota; Metazoa; Chordata; Actinopteri; Cypriniformes; Catostomidae
Product: cyclic AMP-responsive element-binding protein 1
Exons: 8
Coding region: 2726-3688 (320 amino acids)
Biological process (GO): regulation of transcription by RNA polymerase II
Cellular component (GO): ATF4-CREB1 transcription factor complex; nucleus
Molecular function (GO): protein binding; DNA-binding transcription factor activity, RNA polymerase II-specific; cAMP response element binding
Source: RefSeq, a predicted model, not a curated record